UGGUUAAAUUACUUCUAUCAAGAUAGAAACGAGUGGUUAAUUUUCUACUGAAUAGAAUUUCUUCCUCCUGCGGCGACAAUAAGCUAAUAAGCAUGGCAGCCGACGAUUCCCCGGGGCUGAAAUCUCUGGAGGCGUUGAUUGGUGGUUCUCUCCCGGAGAAUCUCUCGAAGCUAUCUUCUACUUGUCUUGCAAUUCCAGCGAAUAAGGAUUUCCAUUUUCUCUGCAAUUUCGAUGAGUUCAAGCUUCGGAUUGAUGAGAUUUCAGGGAGCUCGCAGUGUGUUCUUGAGACGAUCGGUGGCUUCUGUCGGAAACCGAUGAGAUAUUCAGGGGAUGUUGUAGGAGAUGAUGCGUAUGACUGGCUUGUUAACCUGAACGAUGAAGUUCUCCAGAGAAUUGAUUUGGAUUUGGAAGACACAAUGAAGAAGGAAACUGAUUCGAAACAUGGAAAGGCAAAGGUUUCGUUUCAUAUAGCAACGAUAAAGAAGCCUCAGGAGGAGUAUAAGAUUUUGGUGAACAACGCAAAUGUACCGUUUGAGCAUGUUUGGUUGGAGAAGAAGGAGAACAAUCUAGGCUUUAUUCAUCCACUGGAGAAACUUUCAGUGAUGGACUUUGUUGAUAAAGAUAUAUCAGAGAUGAAACCUGUUGAACCCCUCUCUUUGGAAGGAAUUCCAUUCAAGCUUGUUGAAGAAAUCAAUGAUCUGAAGGAUUUAGCUGCGAAAUUGUCUAGUGUUGAUGAGUUUGCUGUUGAUCUGGAGCAUAAUCAGUAUAGGUCUUUUCAAGGAUUAACAUGCUUGAUGCAAAUAUCUACCAGAACGGAGGAUUAUAUAGUCGAUACAUUCAAGCUUUGGGAUCACGUUGGUACAUAUCUCAGGGAUAUCUUCAAAGACCCUAAAAAGAAAAAGGUUAUGCAUGGAGCAGAUCGAGAUAUUAUUUGGCUUCAACGUGACUUCGGCAUAUAUGUUUGCAAUCUCUUUGACACAGGACAGGCCUCAAGGGUGCUAAAGCUGGAGAGAAAGAGUCUUGAAUUUCUUCUGAAACAUUAUUGUGGAGUUGCUGCAAAUAAACAAUACCAAAAUGCAGACUGGAGAAUACGACCCCUUCCAGAUGUAAUGACAAGAUAUGCUAGAGAAGAUACACAUUAUCUUUUGUAUAUUUAUGAUGUAAUGCGAGUAGAUUUGCACACGGUAGCAAAAGAAGACGAGAAACCUGACUCCCCUCUGGUAGAGGUUUAUAAGCGCAGCUAUGAUGUGUGCAUGCAACUAUAUGAGAAAGAUCUUCUGACUGAGAAUUCAUAUCUUCACAUUUAUGGGGUUCAGGCAGCUAAUUUCAAUGCGGUUCAACUUGCCAUUGUUGCGGGGCUUUGUGAAUGGCGAGAUCGGAUUGCACGAGCAGACGAUGAGAGCACUGGUUAUGUAUUACCAAACAAAACUCUUCUUGAAAUAGCGAAAGAGAUGCCAAUUAAUGUGGGAAAGUUGCGACGGUUGUUUAAGUCAAAGCUUCCUUACAUCGAGCGUAAUGUUGACGCGGUGAUCAGUGUCAUCAGGCGAUCAAUGCAAAAUGCAGCGGCGUUCGAGCCAGUUGUUCAAUCCUUAAAAACAUGGCAUCCUGGAACGGUCUUUGAGAAUAAUAUUGAAAGCACCGUUGAGGAAACAUGCACAGAAGCUGUUGUAGCUUCUUCUCUGAGUUCAAAGAAGUUUUUGCAGGUUGAAAAUGACAUCGGGGGCGUCAGGACCACAGUCUCGCAUGGUUCAGGAAAGGUUAGUGUGGAUGUUUCGGAGGAACAAAGCGGUGGUUUUGGAGCUUUGCCUUCAAAGAGGAAGUUUGGAAGUGAGAACAAGGCAAAUGAAGAGGUCAAAGUGUCCAAGUCAAAGCCAGCAUGUGUCUCUAAGCCAGAUGAGGUAAUUAUUCUAUCGGAUGACAAUGAUGAGUAUGGUGAAGAAACAUCGGAACCCGAAGAUGCGGCGGAUAGUGUUUCAGAAACGCCUUUUAAGGGACCGGAUGUAUCAAUUAACGUGAAGACAUUUGGUCCGGAUAUUAUCGUGUUAGAUGAUGAUGACUCAGAUGAUGAUGAUGACUCGGAUAAUGACUCAGAAACUGGAGAUGGUAGGGAAAGGGAAGUUGAAAGGAUGAAUAAGAUAAGUGAACAGCAGGGGAAAUUCAUGAGUUUGAAACCGGGCUUUCUCAACAUUUAGCUGUUUGAUUAGCUUUUGUAGUACAGUGUUUCAAUGAAUUUCUGUCCCUUAUUCUGUAUUUCUCGUUUGUAUACAAUGUAUUUUGACUUAUAUAUUAAUGUACUUUUAGUGUUCCCAAAAUAUUGUCCUGUAAG
Brassica oleracea var. oleracea is the source of this 2326-nucleotide messenger RNA. Its product is annotated as exosome component 10-like. NCBI's taxonomy places the organism in Eukaryota, Viridiplantae, Streptophyta, Magnoliopsida, Brassicales, Brassicaceae. Gene Ontology annotation, cellular component: nucleolus; nuclear exosome (RNase complex). Gene Ontology annotation, molecular function: 3'-5'-RNA exonuclease activity; nucleic acid binding; nucleotide binding. Gene Ontology annotation, biological process: TRAMP-dependent tRNA surveillance pathway; nuclear polyadenylation-dependent rRNA catabolic process; exonucleolytic trimming to generate mature 3'-end of 5.8S rRNA from tricistronic rRNA transcript (SSU-rRNA, 5.8S rRNA, LSU-rRNA). The coding region runs from base 93 to 2192 and encodes 699 amino acids. The transcript is spliced from 14 exons. The record is from RefSeq and is a predicted model, not a curated record.